Molecule: messenger RNA, 3380 nt
Organism: Engraulis encrasicolus (European anchovy)
Lineage: Eukaryota; Metazoa; Chordata; Actinopteri; Clupeiformes; Engraulidae
Gene: pip5k1ca
Product: phosphatidylinositol-4-phosphate 5-kinase, type I, gamma a
Exons: 18
Coding region: 603-2852 (749 amino acids)
Biological process (GO): phosphatidylinositol phosphate biosynthetic process
Cellular component (GO): plasma membrane
Molecular function (GO): 1-phosphatidylinositol-4-phosphate 5-kinase activity
Source: RefSeq, a predicted model, not a curated record
UCGCACCAUUCCAUUUUAGUUGUUGUUGAACCAAAAAAGGGAAAUUAUGAUUUUUGGAUAGGCCUAGAUGUGGCCAUGGCAGUGUCUAAGGAUGGUUACCACGUCAGUUGUAAUUUUGUAGAGGUUAUGGUCAUGGGACGCUGGAUGAAAUUAAAUGCAUGAACCUGUCUAAGACCUACUGCUCACAUCUGAAGGAAAAAAGAUUGCAUAGCACUGCAUUAGCCUAAUGUAAUCCACAAUUUUCCAAGGUCCACAAUUUUCCAAGGUUGCCAUUGCCAAGCAAGCAGCGUCACGUUUUGGAGGAUACGUGACGUGGUACCAAUAGGGAGCACUCACAGCUAGGAAUCCGUCACAUCCAUCCCUCCCGUUCCAGUACAGCAGCCAGCAGCUGAUCGCAAAUACCGAGGAAGGCAAGAAGUGAUGCACUAAAUUGUACCCCCGUAGCACCGAUGAGAAGACGACGGCAGCCCACACACGUCUUUUUGCUGUCGUCUCACGUGUUUUCGCUCACGUAGAUUGGGAAGACGGUUCUUUACAAGGAUCUCAAAAAGGUGGACUGUAUUCUGGGGGAAUCGUGCUUCUUUUUACACCAGGAAUUCUGAAUGGAAGCCGAGGGAGCGGCUAGCCUGUCUGAGGUCGGAGAUGCCAGUCCGUUAUCCGGGGCCGCAGCAUCCGAUGACACGGAAACGGUCAUCGGUGUCGGUUUUGGGAUGGAGGCCUGCGAGAUAGGGGGCUCUGGGAGGACCUUCAUUUCAGAGUUGGCAGCGUCGUCGGGGAUGCCCGUCUAUGCCCAGGGGAAGAAGAUCGGCCACAGGGGGGUGGAUGCUUCUGGGGAGACCACCUACAAGAAGACCACCUCGUCUGCGUUGAAGGGGGCCAUCCAGCUGGGGAUUGGCUACACGGUGGGCAACUUGAGCUCCAAGCCCGAGCGAGAUGUGCUUAUGCAGGACUUCUACGUGGUGGAGAGCAUCUUCUUCCCCAGUGAAGGCAGCAAUCUGACGCCGGCUCACCACUUCCCAGACUUCCGCUUCAAGACGUACGCGCCCGUGGCGUUCCGCUACUUCAGAGAGCUGUUCGGCAUCAGACCAGAUGACUACUUGUACUCGCUGUGUAACGAGCCCCUGAUCGAGCUGUCCAACCCGGGCGCCAGCGGCUCCGUAUUCUACGUAACUAAGGACGACGAGUUCAUCAUCAAGACCGUCAUGCACAAAGAGGCGGAGUUUCUGCAGAAGCUGUUGCCAGGCUACUACAUGAACCUGAACCAGAACCCCAGGACCCUGCUGCCCAAGUUCUUCGGCCUGUACUGCGUGCAGUCGGGUGGCAAGAACAUCCGCGUGGUGGUGAUGAACAACAUCCUGCCGCGCGCAGUCAGCAUGCACCUCAAGUACGACCUGAAGGGCUCCACGUACAAGCGGCGCGCCUCCAAGAAGGAGCGCGAGAAGAACCGGCCCACCUUCAAGGACCUGGACUUCAUGCAGGACCUGCAGGACGGCCUGCUGCUGGACACCGACACCUACAGUGCCCUGACCAAGACCCUGCAGAGAGACUGCCUGGUGUUGGAGAGCUUCAAGAUCAUGGACUACUCCUUGCUGCUGGGGGUCCACAACCUGGACCAGGCCAAGCGGGAGCAGGGGGGGUCGGAGGGCUCCUCGGGGGCGGGGCAAGGCAGCAGCGACGAGAAGAGGCCCCUCCCACAGAAGGCCCUCUACUCCACCGCCAUGGAGUCCAUCCAGGGAGCCGCGGCCUGCGGGGAGGCCAUCGACACCGAGGACACGAUGGGUGGCAUUCCGGCUGUGAAUGGGAAAGGGGAACGCUUGCUGCUCUACAUCGGCAUCAUCGACAUCCUGCAGUCCUACAGGCUUAUCAAGAAAUUGGAGCACACGUGGAAGGCUCUUGUUCACGAUGGGGACACCGUGUCUGUGCACCGGCCUGGUUUCUAUGCUGAUCGCUUCCUGAAGUUUAUGAGUACCACCGUCUUCAGAAAGACCUCCUCUCUCAAGUGUUCGCCCUCCAAGAGGGGCCGCGUCUCCUUGACGACCACGACGCUGCCCAAGUACCAGGGUCCCGGCGCGGCCUGGUCGGCCAGCCAGCUGCCCUCGGACAAGGAGGACAACAUCUACGACCUACGAGGUGCCCGCAGUUUCCCCACAAUGGAAGACGAAGGCCGACCAGACCUGCUGCCCUGCACUCCUCCGUCGUUUGAGGAGGCCACCACGGCGUCCAUCGCCACCACCCUCUCCUCCACCACCUCCCUCUCCAUCCCCGAGCGAUCGCCCUCCGACACUUCAGAGCACCCCCGCUACAGGAGACACACCCAGUCCCUGAGCCACGAGGGCAGGGCCCAGGAGGAAGAGCAACAGACUAUCACGGUGGAGGUGGAGGUGAAGAGACACGACAGCGAACCCACCAUCAGCGCCCCAGCACCCUCCCCCGAGACCAGUGAGGUGUCGGGGGCCACCGCUGCUCCCGCUGCUGUUGCUGCUGUUGCUCCCGAUGCCGCUGAUACUGAUGGUGCUGCUGCUGCUACCGCCGCCACCUCCUCUGCCGCCGCCGCCGCCGCUGCCCCUGCCCCUGCGCAUGCCACCUCUGCCACCUCUGUCCCCGGCAGCCCCAAGGUGGUGGUGGUGGAGGCCGACCAGACCAGCCAGACCUCAGGCUGCCCCAGCAGGACCUCCAUAGACGAAGAGGAAGACGUGCCAAUCACAGACAUCUAUUUUCACCCUAUGGAGGAGCAGACCUGGGUGUACUCCCCGCUGCACUUUGGUGGCGAGCCUAAGAGCCUGGCCGAUGGGGAGGGGCCCGGAGCCGGGCCGGGUCCGGGUCCGGGGGGCCCGGGGGAGAGCCAGACCUAGUGAGAUAGCUGAUGACUACUGGACCCUCAGAGCAGGAUCCUUCCUUCUCCCCAGCGAGCGUCUACUUAGAGGAGUCACCUGUGAGUACUGUACAGACCCGCCUGCUAAAGGACACAAAGACAAAUGAAUCCCACACUCCUGUCAGCCCCGCGUGUACACGUGCGUUCGGUCCAGUUGUUCUACUCCGGAGUCGAGAGUCGAGUGCUUACCGUACCUUCAAAUCUGCGAGGGCCGUGUUUGUCAACAACAACAACAACAACGCCCUCCUGACCGUUUCUGUUUAUACUGUAUGUACGUAUGUAUGUAUGUAUGUAUUUCUACGUCUCUGUGUAAUCUCUUCCUGACACUCCACAUAUCGGUUGUUUUUUUAUUUAUUUUUGAGUGAUUAUCAUGGUUAGAUGACUUGAGGCUUUUUGUUUUUCUUUUUGUAAGACUUUGUUUUUCUUCAUUUGUGCACUUUUCAUGUAUUACUGUGAAGAUGAUGUGCGUUUGACUUUACUCUAAAGAAAAGCUAAAAUCAAAGCUGAA